Molecule: messenger RNA, 4229 nt
Organism: Hermetia illucens (black soldier fly)
Lineage: Eukaryota; Metazoa; Arthropoda; Insecta; Diptera; Stratiomyidae
Gene: Gprk1
Product: G protein-coupled receptor kinase 1
Exons: 15
Coding region: 747-2870 (707 amino acids)
Biological process (GO): regulation of signal transduction; protein phosphorylation; G protein-coupled receptor signaling pathway
Molecular function (GO): G protein-coupled receptor kinase activity; ATP binding; G protein-coupled receptor binding
Source: RefSeq, a predicted model, not a curated record
GCCCUUCAUGCUCCUGACACGUAGCCUCUGAAUCUUGAACUUCAACAAACAUCAACUUGCUAACCUUCAUAAACCAGUGAUCACGUAUUUCAGUUCUUUUCUUUGUUUGUUCCUGGAGUUGUUAUAUUCCCAAAAUACCAAAUUGCAUAUCAUAAUCUUUUAUUGAAUGAACCCUUCGCUUCCAAUCUGGACGCAUUUUCACUUCUACAAAGUGGUUCACUAAAUCUUCUAACUGUUUUUUGAAAAUUCCCGCCCAUUUCAUUCUGCAAAUUUUCAAAUUCAAAUCAUCGACAAGUCCAGCUUUUAUGGCCUUUCCUGUACUGCGUAAAACAUCGCAUCCGCAUUCCAAUUGGAGCAGUUUCCCAGCCUGCCCAGCCGUCCACGGCGAAUUCAACUCGCCGUCAUCGCUUCGAAUCUGUCGAACGAAUUUCAAUAUUUUUGUGUUGCCACAACACAAAACACUGCGCGACGUUUUUUUGCGUUUCUUGCCUUUGACAUCGGCGAAGUGGAAAAUAAAUUGCAAUUUGGUGUCCGCGGACGGUGGAAAACGGGAAAACGUCGCUCGCUCGAGAAAAACUGUGAAUUACGCGAGACGGAGUGAUCGACGGUGCGCCCGGGUGACCGCGUUGUGUUGUCGCCGUGAACUAUGAACUCGGAAAAUCGGAGAAUUUGAGUGUUUUCCUCGGGGAGUGUGUGUGAAAGUUGCGUUCAAUAAAGUUUUCAGUGGCCGAGAAAUUGUCAGCAAGAUGGCGGAUCUGGAAGCAGUUUUGGCCGACGUGAGCUACUUGAUGGCCAUGGAGAAGUCGAAAUGCACCCCGGCGGCGCGGGCCAGCAAGAAGAUCAUCUUACCGGAUCCCAGUGUUCGUAGUGUUAUGUACAAGUAUCUGGAAAAAGAAAAUGACAUCAGUUUUCAUAAAAUAUUCAAUCAAGUAUUAGGUUAUCUACUAUUUAAGGAUUUCUGUGAGAAUGUCUCGGAAGAACCUGUUCCACAAUUAAAGUUUUACGAAGAGAUCAAAAACUUUGAAAAGACGGAAUGUUCCGAAGAACGAAUGAAAUUAGCACGUGAAAUAUAUGACAAUUUUAUUAUGAAAGAAAUGCUUUCUCACACUCAUGAAUAUUCCAAAGAAGCCGUUGCCAAUGUACAAAAAUACUUAAUGAAAAAUCAGGUGCCCAUUAAUUUAUUUGAGCCAUAUAUCGAAGAGAUUUUCAACCACUUAAAAGGCAAACCAUUUCAGAAAUUUUUAGAAAGUGAUAAAUUUACAAGAUUUUGUCAGUGGAAAAAUCUAGAACUGAAUAUACAACUGACAAUGAACGAUUUUAGUGUACAUAGAAUAAUAGGACGUGGCGGUUUUGGUGAAGUGUACGGUUGUCGUAAAGCAGACACUGGGAAAAUGUAUGCCAUGAAAUGUUUAGACAAAAAGCGUAUUAAAAUGAAACAAGGCGAAACGCUGGCCCUAAACGAGCGGACUAUGUUAUCCUUAGUUAGCACUGGAGUCGACUGCCCUUUUAUAGUUUGUAUGACAUAUGCAUUUCAUACUCCAGAUAAAUUGUGUUUUAUUCUCGACUUGAUGAACGGAGGAGACUUACACUAUCAUUUAUCACAACAUGGUGUUUUUACAGAGUCUGAGAUGAAAUUUUACGCCGCCGAAGUUAUCCUAGGUUUGGAACAUAUGCAUAAGCGUUUUAUAGUUUAUAGAGACUUGAAGCCUGCUAAUAUAUUAUUGGAUGAAAAUGGUCAUGUUAGAAUAUCAGAUUUAGGACUUGCCUGUGAUUAUUCAAAGAAAAAACCACAUGCAUCCGUGGGUACACAUGGUUAUAUGGCACCCGAAGUAUUAUCAAAAGGCACGCCAUAUGAUUCCAGUGCAGAUUGGUUUAGUUUUGGUUGUAUGUUGUAUAAACUUUUGAAAGGACAUUCACCGUUUAGACAACAUAAAACAAAGGAUAAACACGAAAUCGAUAGAAUGACAUUGACAAUGUCCACUCUAAUUUCAAUUCAGAAUGUUGAACUGCCGGAUUCGUUCAGUGAAGAGUUGAAGGAUUUACUAGAGUCAUUAUUACAACGUGAUGUUGAUAAACGAUUGGGUUGCAGAGGACGAGGAGCUGAAGAAGUGAAGGAUCAUCGGUUUUUCACUGGAAUCGAUUGGCAUCAAGUCUACAUCCAAAAAUACACACCACCGUUAAUCCCACCUAGAGGCGAAGUCAAUGCAGCCGAUGCAUUCGAUAUUGGCUCAUUCGACGAAGAAGAUACCAAAGGCAUUAAGUUAACUGAAGCAGAUCAAGAACUGUAUAAAUAUUUCGCUCUAACAAUAUCUGAAAGAUGGCAACAAGAAGUCGCCGAGACUGUGUUCGAAACAGUUAACUUAGAAACAGAUAAAAUUGAACAAAAGAAAAAAUCAAAGCAAAAGCAACGUUUCGAUGCGGACGAGAAAGAAUCAGAUUGUAUUCUACAUGGAUAUAUUAAGAAAUUAGGUGGUGCCUUUGCAUCAGUUUGGCAAACACGUUACGCCAAACUUUAUCCAAAUCGACUGGAAUUACACACAGAAAGUGGAAAUACAAAACCAGAAUUAAUAUUUAUGGACCAAAUAGAGGAGGUAUCCCCCGAUUACGUGCAAUAUAAAAACGAACAGUGCAUUCAGAUAAGACACAAAGAUGGUAUCCGGGAUGCACGAAUAGUUUUAACGAAUCCAGAUGAAAUUGGACUGAAAGAAUGGUCACUUUCACUUCGUUCAGCUCAUAAAGUCUCUCAGGAACUGUUAGGCUCAAUGGCUAAGAAAGCCGGGAAAAUUUAUGGUACGGAACGCGAUGCGUCCAAAACACCUCUAAUUACGGGAGCAAAUAUUCCGACAAAAACAACGAAUGGAUCCAACUAGCGGUUACUUUUACGAUCUCGGUCUUGUUUCAUCGAGCCGAAUCGUUUAAAGGAAUCUAUUGACAAAUUCAAAUGCAAAGAUACGUAGAGUGUUUUAUCUAAACAAAUAAGAGAUAAUCAAUCAUAAUUAUAACGAUGAUAGCAAAAGAGUAGCGAACAUGAACAUUCAACAUCAAAUGUAGAAACAAAAAUUAUGGUUAGACUAAGUCAAAUGUGGAUUCGUGAAAGUAGAACGGAAACAAGAGUAGCAGCAACAACCAGCAAGUCUAAAAACAAUCUUGAUAAAAAAGGUAAAUAAUUAGAGAAUAUAAAUAUUUAAUAUAUAUUGUAGUAAGCAAACACAACAAAUCGAAAUCAAGUCAACACAAGUGUGAAAAGUAAGAAUUUAAAGCAAACACAAAAGUAAUGAAUUUUUAGAUGAAAAAUAUGCUCGAUAUCUAUAUAGAAAACAAUCGAAGGUUUUACUAUGUGCGUAGCAAUGAAGGAAACUUUUGAAUUAAGCAGAAAAAAAAAUUUAGUAAGAUACAUAACGUAGUGUAAUGUACCAGCAAAUCUUCGAUGUUUCGGUUUUAAGUGGCUUCUUUUGACGCUUUUCAUUGCAUUUCAGUUAAUUUAUUCAUGGAUUUUAUUGCAUGGCAUUUUCUUUCAUUAUUUUUGUCUGAUUUUUACGUAAUUUCAAAAGAAAAAUUCAAUUAACCUCGCAUAACAUAAAAUUCAGCAGUACAAAUCGAAAGAUAAUAUUAUUUUUAUAUUUCCGUUGGAUAUUGUUUCGUUUUGACAUGGCAAUAGUUCUAAAUCUUCGCUCCACUUGUUUUCCAAUAGUUAAUACACCAAACGAAUUUUUUCACGAUAUACAAUUUUACUGGGAUUUAAAAUGCAUUUAUGAGACCAUCCUAGUCCUAAAACAGUUUAAUAGAAGCAAUUUGAGGAGUAUUCACUCAAUAUGUUGGAAUUUGUGAUUUUUAAAACUUCCAAUUGGCCGGAUCCAGAAUUCUGGUCUGACGGUGAAGCUUUAUUCUCCGUUGGAGCUUAUGGGCUGUAAUUAAGCUAAUGCUCUGUAUUAUUUGACUAAUUCGAUUCUAUGUUUCCUACAAAUGACAUAUCGUUACAUAUUUUCUUUCUUUCAAAUCGCAAACUUCACCCCCAUUUCAUUCUCUAAAUUAGUUGACCACCGAUUAUAAGAUUAUUACCUUUUCUCAAGCGAAAUUUUUAAUAACGCCUUAAUGUAAAUGAUGGCUUCAAGUGCAUGUACAACUCUUCAUUGUUGAAUAUUUUCUCGGAAAUUUCGUUCAAUACGUACUACUGUUUCCGGAUAAAUUACGUGUGAUCGACCGCCAAACAGGGAGGGAACAGACAAGCA